Molecule: messenger RNA, 2489 nt
Organism: Linepithema humile (Argentine ant)
Lineage: Eukaryota; Metazoa; Arthropoda; Insecta; Hymenoptera; Formicidae
Source: RefSeq, a predicted model, not a curated record
UUUAAAGAGCGAAUUCAAAAAAGGCACCCCUGGAUAGAGCAAUGUUUUACUAAAAAGGCCAAUUUUCGAGUACAGUGUCGAGAACCAUCUUGUACAUCAAUUUUAAAAUACGUGGAGUUUGCAGAAUAUCUUAAAUUUAAGAAGCACAUAUUUGAGGCGCAUUCAGAUUGUUAUCAUCAUGAAGAGAAUGAGAUAAAAAACAAAGACUGGAAAUAUUUUAGACUAACAACAGAAAAAAACAAGGCAUGUAUUAUAUGUGAUAUAUGUAUUAGAAUUCAAUUUUCACAAAAUGAAAACUUAUUGGAACACUUAAAAAGUCACUCGGAAUUAGAAAAAAAGCUUGGACGCCUACAAAACGAAGAUUGGGGUUGGAAAUACCUGGAACAACUUGAAGAUUUUUCUGCUAAAUGUAAGCUUUGUGCGAAUAAAACAAAAAGUAUACAAUUAAGUUUAAGAACAUACUCUUUAAGAGAACACAUGACAAAAGAACAUGGAAAAAAGUUGCCAGUAAUAAUGUCACGAGAUAAACAGUCUUUGAAAUAUCAUACUGAAAAGCAUUACUUUUUUAAUAAAUGUUAUACGAAGCCUGUGGAUUUGCGAACAAAAUGUCGAUUUUGCAAAGGUGGCUUUGAAUAUGUCACCUGUGAUUCGCUUAAGCUACACAUAAAAGAACAUACAUUUAUUUGGAAAAAUGAAGAAUCUAAAAAGAAUUCACAUAACAAGAACUGGUUAUAUUUUAGGUUUACGAAACAAGAAACAAUAGAAUGUAUUUUAUGUAAAAUACCUGUGCUAAAUGACCAAAUGGAGAAUCACGCAAAAGAUCAUAUUGAAGAAGGUCCACCAUCCUAUAUAUUUCAACAUUGGUCACGUAAAUACGUAAGACAAGAAGAAGAUAAUAUGAUAUGUAUAAUUUGUGAAAAAAGUAUAACCGUUUAUCUUAACAAAUCAAAAUUAAAAAAACAUAUGUUAGAUAAACAUAAAGACGAGAUGAAAAGAAUAAACGAAGAAGAAAUAUUUUGGAAAUCGCAAACUGAAAAGAAAAGCUGGUUGCAAGAAUAUUAUACAGAUGAUGGUGAUUUUCGAGCAGAAUGUAAAUUUUGCGAACGCAAAGUAGUAUAUAUCAAAGAAACACAAUUUAAAAACCACGUAAACGACGUGCAUUAUGGAGUUCACCAUCUUGAAGAACAUGAAAAUCCACAUUAUAUCUACCUAGAACAGUGGAAUUAUGUAAGGUACACAAAUGACAUUGAAUCGAAAGAACCAAACACAGAAUGCAUGAUAUGUCAAAAAAAUGUCACACUACCUCACAUAGAUCAUUAUCCACGCGAGAUAGUAAACUAUGCUCAUCAUUGGGCACUUAAAUACGCAAGACAGAAUGGACAUGUUGCAAAAUGUACGAUAUGUGAAACACCAGUAGACUUUGAAUGUGACGUGGACAAUUUAGAAAACCACGUAUCAUUUGUACAUCAAAAGGAGUGGAAAAAAAGACAAGAAAAAGAACAAAAAAUAGAAUAAAUAGAACAAAGAACAGCACACGAUGAAGCUAAACCGUCGACAAGCUACGCAAGUUAAAAAAAACGAUCAUUUAUCUACAUUGGACAAUGGAAAUGAUGGUAGCGACGUUUUUAAGUAGCAUCUCAUGACCAGCGAUAACGACAGUCUUGACUUUGACCUGAGUGAUUUGAACUACAUGAAGACAUUAACGUAUAAUUUGACUUAUUUGUCGCAUAUCAGUUUUGUGUCUAUAAAUAUAUAAAAUUGGUAAAUUCAAAUACAUAUAUAUUUAUAAAUUUAUAACUUAACAAAAUUGUUUAAAUUUAUAUAUUAUAUAUAUAAUUAUAGUCAUUACUUUAAAACAUAAUAUUCUUUAAAUUAUGCUUUAAAAUCAAAUACUGUGUUACUACAUUUAUAAAAACUAAAUUUCGUGAAUACAACAAAAUUUUUCUCUAGUGACGAAUCUUCGAGUGACGUACUCAGCACAUAUGUAACAAAAUUCAGAUAAUUAGUACUUGUUCGAAAUAUUUAUGUAAAUUUUAUAAAAUCGCAUUCUGCAGCUUAAAACAGAUCUGUCUACGUCACUUAAUAUUUGAAGAAAGAAACUACUGAUUAUAUAUUUUUCAAUUCAACAUAAAAAUAUUAUUUUUUUAUGCAGUAUUAUCGUGAAAAAAGUAGAAGUCAGAACCCUUAGCAAAUCUCUAACGACUGUGUUAAGAAUGAACUGGAGAAUUAUAUAUGUCGUAGUUGGACAUAAAUGUAUUGUUUUCUUAUACAUGAGAAAACAGUAUAUCUCCAAAUCCACGUACGAAAUGUAUAUUCCUUUAGUUCCUUUUUACAAUACUUGUGUAAACAUCUUUUGACGCGUUCGCACGUCUACAUUUUAUAUGACUUUAUGAAAUAAUUUUAAAGAAUCAUGUAAGAAGUAAAAGUUUAGAUAUAUUGGUAAAUGCGUAAAAAACACACAUACUAUCCAUGUUAUUAAAAAUCAUCAU